Messenger RNA from Leptidea sinapis, 2565 nucleotides. RefSeq lists its product as uncharacterized. Lineage: Eukaryota; Metazoa; Arthropoda; Insecta; Lepidoptera; Pieridae. The coding region runs from base 90 to 1208 and encodes 372 amino acids. The transcript is spliced from 7 exons. The record is from RefSeq and is a predicted model, not a curated record.
CCCCGAAUAUGUCAAAGUCUAUGGUCAAAGUGGUUGUCAAUUGACCUGCAGGCUGCAAUUGACAUUCUCUUUUUUCAACCGCAAGAGAAAUGUCGAAUUCUGCCGGUGAUAAUUUAAAACCUCGAGUUGUGGUUUUAGGAGGGUGCGGCUUUAUUGGUCGGAAUCUUGUGGAAUAUUUGAUAAGUAAUGAUCUGGUGAGUGCGCUCCGAGUCGUAGAUAAGACCCCACCACAACUAGCUUUCCUGAAUCCAUCUCACAACAAAGUUUUUGAGGAUCCCCGCGUUGAAUACAAGAGCGCUAACUUAAUAAAUCCUGCAUCAUGUGCAGCGGCCUUGGAAGCAGAUGGGUUGCCUUGGAGCUAUGUGCUAAACUGUGCUGGAGAGACCAGAGUGGGUCAGACGGAGGCAGUCUACUUGGAAGGCAUCUUCACCCUGAGUGUGAAUGUGGCCAAGGAGUGCGCAAAACUUAAAGUGGAUAGACUUGUGGAGAUAUCUAGUGGACAGAUGUACAGCAGUGAUAAGCCUCACAAAGAAGAUGGCCCAGUAGAGCCAUGGACAGUUGAAGGCAGAAUGAAGAGCAAGGUGGAACAGGAGUUGAGGAAAUUGGAGUCAGAGCUCAACUAUACCAUAGUGCGGCCAGCUAUCGUUUAUGGCAUAGGAGACAGAAGGAGUCUUACACCCAGGCUUCUAUAUGGAGCUAUUUACAAGCAUCUUGGUGAAACCAUGAAAUUGCUCUGGACAUCUGAUCUCAAGAUGAACACAAUCCAUGUGGUUGAUGUCUGCCAAGCUAUCUGGACCCUGGCUAUUACUCCGGAGGCUAAUGGUCAGGUGUACAACCUUGUAGAUGAAGCCAACAGUACUCAGGGAAGCCUGGCACAAAUGGUAGCGGCAAUAUUCAAUAUCAAAUAUGAUUAUUAUGGCACUGCUAUCUCAACUUUGGCGAAGAACGAUAUCGGGUCUGUGGCGGAGGAAGCUAAUGAUAAGCAUCUGACAGCGUGGGCCGACAUCUGCCGCACGUACCGGCUACAGCACUCUCCUCUAGAACCCACCACCAAUACUGAACUGCUGCUCAACCAUCAGCUGUGCCUCAACGGAGACAGGCUCCGGGGGCUCUUGACCUUACAAGUGCCCUCACCCACAUCCGAUAAACUGUUGGAGAUACUACAAGAUUUCGCUUCGAUGGAUCUCUUCCCGAAGGAACUGCUGUGACUGCAGUAAUUAUUAAUACAGAUAUAACUAUAAAAUAUAAGAAAUACUUAAUUAAAAAAUAUAAGACCAUUAACAGCUUUGAGCUUUUAUAAUAAGGUAGACGAAAUUUAUAUCAUUUUUGUUAGUGAGAAAGUGGAAUGUACAGAAAACAACUUCGGAUAAAACGUAAGAUGCCACUUGACAGCGAGAAUAACGUGAAAGACCUCAUAUUUUAUUUUAAAGAAACAUUUUUACCCAAAAUCAAGAUUGCUAACAUUUUUGUAUUAAACAUUAAAUAUUUUUAAGUGUAAGUCGGCUUAGCGAAGUUAUAAUCGAUAAUUAUUUAGUUAGCGCGUUACUAAUGUGUCAUAUUAAUAUAAAUAGUGACUCAACUUGGCCAAUAGAGCAACUUUGCGGUAAUGGAACGAAUCUGUACCAUUUCCAAUCGGUACAUGUAUUUAGGCGUAUCACGAAAUCAGUUGUAGGCGAAUGGUGGUCGACUUAAUUAGUAAAAUUUAAUAUCAAAUUAGUAUUUUUUUAAUGAUUAUCACCUGUGCUAUAAAUGGCUGUGCAUCAAUGUAAUAGCAAGUUUUUUGUGACAGCCUUUACAUAUUUUUAGCGACUACAGAGUCAGCAUUGUAAGAAUCUAGAGCCAGAACAAGAGUUGAUGCACUAUAUGACGUAGUAGAUAACUAAGGAUUUGUAUUUAGUGAGUUAAUUACUUACUUUUCUUAGAGUUAUAUACUUACUUCUGAGUUUGUUGCGCCCAAUAUUCUCAGGUCUGAGGCAUUCGUUUUGGAAUGGGUGGUAGUUUUUUACUUUCAAUAAGUGACGUCACAUCGGCUAACACCUCAGCAACAACUUCUAGUAAAUGGCAGCCAAAAAAAAAAUACGAAAGAGCUUUGUGUGCUGCGCGUAUAUUUCGUCUAUCUUAUCGUUUUAAUUUUUAAAUUUUAUGGCGGGUGUGGUUUGCUUUUAGAAGUAGACAAUGCUGCGAGAUAAGAGAGCUUGAGAGCAAGUUAUUUUUCUAAAAUUUUCACAUAUAAUAGACGUUAUAAUUGUUAAAGAUACUGUGAUACUGUAAGUCCAACUAAUUACUAACACCUUUGAGUCGAAGACUGUUGAAGCCAAAAUUAUGUAAAUUGUAUAUAAAUUCCCUAGGGAUUACAAAACUUGAGGGAACUUGAACGAUAAAGUAACACCUACAUAUUAUGCAGUAUACAUACUUUUAUUUUAUAUAAGAACUAGCUGACCCAGCAAACGUUGUAUUGCCGAUAUUAAAAUCGCGAUACAAAAGUAACUGUUGAUGGGUUGAAGUUGUAUGUAUUUAUAAUGCUGACUUAUAAUCAAACAAAUUAAAAAAAAAAUGUCAAAAAAA